Messenger RNA from Rangifer tarandus platyrhynchus (Svalbard reindeer), 750 nucleotides. The record is from the annotation of a GenBank genome assembly. NCBI's taxonomy places the organism in Eukaryota, Metazoa, Chordata, Mammalia, Artiodactyla, Cervidae.
AUGGCAAUCGCCGCCCUCCCGCCUCUGCGCCCUUUUUUCCAGCCGCCGCGCAGAAAUUUAGGUCAAGGACGUCGGGAUCAAACCCAAACCCUGGCGCUCCUCGGGCGCUCCCGGAGACCCCCAGGACGGGGGGCGGGGGGCUUUCAGGAUGGUGCGGACACCCUCCGCACAAACCCCAGCCACAAGUUUUAUUUUCCUUUCGCGCUGGAAGUUCUGUCUGGCUCUGGAUCCACACCGGCACGUCUUGCGCGGCUCCCCGCCCUUCCCCGGCAGAGGUACGAAUCCGUGCCCGGGGAAGGUUAUUUUGGAACUUUGAGGAAACGGACGCGAUUCCAGUGGCAAGAAGUGGAAGACUCAGAAAUUGAAGCGGGUGCAAAGGUGGGCCGUUGUAACAACACGACGGACAUUUCACCCUCAGCGAGCACCUGUCUUCCUGAAGGGUCCUGCCAUGCGCUGGCUGAACGGAUCAGAAAGUCUGGGCAUUUUGGAGCAGGGAAUGCAGGGCACCACAAGAAGCCAGCAGAAGAGGGGGAUCGGCGAGGAGUUGGCAAAGGCGAAGCCCCUACCAGCCCGGAAGGGGCCCCGGCCUCGCGGAACAGACGCGCCACAGAUUUGCGUGUGAAGGUUCUGUUGCUGCUUCUUCGUUACGGGAAGGCCCCGCGGAACCAAGUCACAGCAGCUCCCCCGCGCACCCAACCAGGAAGCGAGAAAGCCACGUGGAAGACCUUGGCCAAGGAGCCUCGUUUCUAA